UAUGUAGAGAGAGAAAAGUGGAGAGAUAGAGAGACGAGGAGGGCACGCAUCAUGGGACAAAGACAACAUGGCUGAAUGACCCUAAACAAAUAAUGUCCUGUCUUGUUACAUAAGAUACAGAAAAAAUACUAGGCUUUUCUUCUUCGCUUCUUCAUCAUCAGUUUUGCCUAUCCAAGAAGACAUUCAAUCGAAAACCCAAUCAUUUUAUCCGUAAUAUAAACGCAUAACUUUCUUGUAAACCCAUCUCUAAUUUUGAUUCCGACUCUGGGGAAAUUAAGGGAAAAUGAUGACAAUGGAAGGGAUGAUGGAUAAGGGUGUGCUUGAUGAUAUAAUAAGGAGGCUGUUAGAAGGGAAAGGAGGUAAACAGGUGCAACUUUCGGAGGCGGAGAUCCGGCAGCUUUGCGUCAACGCCCGCCAAAUUUUCCUCUCUCAGCCCAUUCUUCUUCAAAUCCGUGCCCCUGUUAGGAUCUGCGGUGACAUUCAUGGACAAUAUCAAGACCUAUUGAGGCUUUUUGAAUAUGGUGGGUACCCUCCAACCGCAAACUACCUCUUUCUAGGUGAUUAUGUUGAUAGAGGCAAACAGAGUUUGGAAACAAUAUGUUUGCUAUUGGCUUACAAGAUAAGGUAUCCUGACCAAAUUUUCCUUUUGAGGGGAAACCACGAAGAUGCAAAAAUCAACCGUAUUUAUGGAUUUUAUGAUGAAUGUAAAAGGAGAUUCAAUGUUCGACUUUGGAAGAUAUUCACCGAUUGCUUUAAGUGUUUGCCUGUUGCUGCACUAAUAGAUGACAAGAUACUUUGCAUGCAUGGAGGACUUUCCCCGGAACUAAAACAAUUGGAUGAAAUUAAAGAGAUUGAACGGCCCACUGAUAUUCCUGAUAAUGGACUAUUGUGUGACUUGCUCUGGUCUGAUCCUGAUCCGAGAAUACAAGGUUGGUCUGAUAGCGACAGAGGUGUUUCAUGUACUUUUGGACCAGACGUGGUUGCUCAAUUUUUAGAGAAAAAUGACUUGGAUCUCAUUUGCCGAGGUCAUCAGGUGGUGGAGGAUGGAUAUGAAUUCUUUGCUAAGCGGCGACUUGUCACUAUAUUUUCAGCUCCAAACUAUGGUGGAGAUUUUGAUAAUGCAGGUGCUCUUUUGAGUGUUGAUGAAUCUCUAGUUUGUUCUUUCGAGAUAUUAAAGUCUGCUGCAAGCACUUCAAAGUUUCCCCUAAAAAAGCCCCCAAAGAUUGGAGGGAUCUGAAAUGAAGAUUGAAACAGUGGAAAGAAUGGAAAAUGUACAUGAACAUUUGUCGACAGUGAGUAGGAAGAAUGAAAAACAUGUUGUUUUUCUGUCCAUAAUUUCGAGGCUUACGUUAGCAAAUUUCCGUGCUUCAAAGCUUGAAGAGGGUAGCUUUGGAUUGCCAAGAAUUAGAUCGGAAAAUUGAAGAUGAACUAAGAUUGUUCACUUGGUUAACUUAUACACCCUUUAUGUCAAUGAAUUUAUACACCCUUUGCUCGAUGUAUUUUGGUAGCUAGAAUUUACAUUUGCAACUGAUUUUGUGAUCUUUAAUUUCAUUUUUGUACAUCAAUUUCUAUUACAACGCUUUUUUUUUUUUUUUUUUUUUUUUUUUUUUGGGUAAUGUAUUCACUAUUGUAGAAAGUUUCUUUUUGUUGUUAAGAAGUGGAUGGAAUGAAGGAAAAAUGAAAUGUGGCAUUUUUAGUUA
Olea europaea var. sylvestris is the source of this 1700-nucleotide messenger RNA. RefSeq names its product serine/threonine-protein phosphatase PP1. The record is from RefSeq and is a predicted model, not a curated record. Gene Ontology annotation, molecular function: protein serine/threonine phosphatase activity. The transcript has 4 exons. The coding region runs from base 284 to 1237 and encodes 317 amino acids. Lineage: Eukaryota; Viridiplantae; Streptophyta; Magnoliopsida; Lamiales; Oleaceae. Gene Ontology annotation, cellular component: cytoplasm; nucleus.